CCAAACCCUAGACCACCACCACCAUCACCACCACCUCUGGUAAAAAGGGUGAAGAAGGAGGAGGAGCUAGUACUGGAAAAAGGAUGUAUGGGGACUGCCAAGUGCUAUCCUCUCUGGUGGGAAACAGCGCCACCGGCAACCCCUCCGUGGUCUCCCCUGACUCCUUCUUCUCUUCCUCCAUCCCUAGCGGUUUCAUGUCCUCCUUGCCUUUCCAUGCAUUCCCUCCUUUAGUCCCUAAGGAGGAAGGGAUGAUGGGAAGAAGAGAAGAAGAGAUGGAAAGUGGAUCUGGGAGUGGACAUGUAGAUGGUUUAAGCUGUGGUGAAGAACAAGAUACAGAUACUCAGCAACAGCAACAACAGACACAACCUUCUGGUUCUAAGAAGAAACGUUAUCAUCGUCACACUGCUCGUCAGAUCCAAGAGAUGGAAGCGUUGUUCAAAGAGUGUCCUCAUCCUGAUGAUAAGCAAAGAUUGAAGCUUAGCCAAGAUUUAGGACUCAAGCCUCGGCAAGUCAAGUUCUGGUUUCAGAACCGAAGAACUCAGCUUAAGGCACAACAAGAUAGAGCGGACAAUGUGAUGCUGAGAGCGGAGAAUGAUAGCUUGAAGAAUGAGAAUUUCAGGCUUCAAGCGGCGAUAAGGAAUGUUAUAUGUCCCAGUUGCGGUGGUCCGGCCAUGCUCGGUGAAAUGUCUUUUGAUGAACAACAUCUUCGACUUGAGAAUGCUCGUCUUAAAGAAGAGCUGGAGCGUUUAUCCUGCAUUGCGUCGAGGUAUGGUAACAGAGGCAUGCAAGCAAUGGGGCCUGCUCCGCCGCUUCUUCUGCCAUCGCUGGACCUCGACAUGGGAAUUUACUCAAGGAACUUCCACGAGCCGGUCGCAGCAUCAGCUAUAAGCAGUUGUAGUGACAUAAUUCCAGGCCCUUCGAUGCCCGAUAACCUCCAGCCUUUCACCGGAGGGAUGAUCAUCAUGGACCAAGACAAGGCAAUGGCACUCGAUCUUGCAAUGACGGCAAGGGACCAUCUUUAUCAAAUGUGCCAGACUAAUGAGCCAUUAUGGGUCCGACACAGUGACGGUCUCGAAGUAAUGGAUGUCGAAGAGCAUGCAAAGAUGUUACCAUGGCCAGUUGAUGUGAAACAUGAACAGACUUGUGAUUUCAGGACUGAAGCAACCAGAGGAAGUGCACUUGUUAUCAUGAACAGUAUUACUUUGGUUGAUGCCUUUUUGGAUGCUGGAAAAUGGAUGGAGCUCUUCCCAUCAAUUGUUGCAAAGGCGAAAACAAUUCAGAUUAUAACUCCUGGAAUCUCUGGCACCCAUGGAAAUGGAUCACUUCAUCUGAUGUAUGCAGAGCUACAAGUUCUUUCUCCAUUAGUACCGACACGUGAGACAUAUUUUCUUCGGUAUUGCCAACACAAUGCCGAAGAAGGCACUUGGACCAUUGUUGAUUUCCCGGCCGAUUGCUUUCAAAACAAUCUUCAGUUACCGAUUCCCCAUUACCGACGACGUCCUUCUGGUUGUGUAAUUCAAGACAUGCCUAAUGGAUACUCAAGAGUGAUGUGGGUAGAACAUGGAGAGGUGGAAGACAAACCAGUGCAUCAGAUAUUCCAACAAUUCGUUAACAGCGGUGCUGCUUUCGGAUCGACUCAAUGGUUAUCGGUCUUGCAACGACAAUGCGAAAGGCUGGCAAGCUUAAUGGCUAGAAAUAUCUCUGAUCUUGGAGUGAUUCCUUCUCCUGAAGCAAGGAAGAACAUGAUGAAACUAUCACAAAGGAUGAUAAGAACAUUCUGUGGGAACAUAAGCUCAAGUGGAGCUCAAUCAUGGACAGCACUCUCUGAUUCAUCAGAUGACACCAUUAGAGUCACAACCAGGAAGAACACUGAACCAGGACAACCAAAUGGAGUCAUUCUCAGUGCUGUUUCCACUACCUGGCUUCCUUUCUCUCAUGACCAAGUCUUUGAUCUCUUAACCGAUGAACAAAAAAGAUCUCAGCUUGAUGUUCUCUCUAAUGGUAACACUCUCCAUGAAGUUGCUCACAUUGCCAAUGGCUCUCAUCCAAGAAAUUGCAUCUCUCUUCUCCGCAUAAACGCUUCGAGCAAUUCAUCACAGAACGUAGAAUUACUGCUGCAAGAGAGUAGCACACAUCAAGCCGGCGGGAGUGUCGUCGUCUAUGCUACCGUCGAUGUGGAUGCCGUUCAAGUGGCGAUGAGCGGUGAGGAUCCAUCGUACAUUCCAUUGUUGCCGAUGGGGUUUGUCAUGUUACCGGCUGUACCUCCGACGAGCAAUUCAGCAAUGGCCGGUAACACCGGGUGCCUUCUCACUGUUGGUUUGCAAGUACUGGCUAGUGCCGUCCCGUCGGCGAAGCUCAACUUGUCGAGUGUGACGGCGAUCAACAACCACCUCUGCAACGCCGUGCACCAGAUCACCUCUGCGCUCGGUGGUGCCGGCGAAGCUCAGGCUGAGCCUUCAGCCACCUUGCCGGAAAAUUAGUUAGCUAGCUCUAUAAUCCACCCUCUCCAUGGCCUGAAAUUACCAUAAUGCCCUUGCCUGAUCACAACCACAACCAGUAUUAGUACUAAAUUACUAAUCCCCCCAUUCUUUUGUGUCCUUAGCUGGCAUCCUUGAGGGAAAAAGACUCACCACCCUCCCUCACUGGCAUUUUCAAAAUGACGUAAAUACCCUUGAGCUAUCAAGGGCAUUUUAGUCAUUUUGUAUUUUUGGUGAGGUUUUUUUUAUUCUCUCUUCAUCUCUCCAUGCUGUGGGGGCAUUAUGGUCAUUUUGGCAAGAGGAAUGGAAAUAAAAAAAAAUGUUUCUAAUUAUUAGUAAUUAAGUAAAUAGAGAGAUGAUUUCUAAGUGUUAAAAACUUGGUAAUUAAAUCAAGAAGAGAGAAAGUUUGUCUGGAGGGGAGUCAAGAGCGCACCAGAUGGAGUUCGUUUUGGUUCGGGAAUUGACUUCUUUAUUAAAUUUAUGUUGUUGUUUUUUUCUUUUGCUUUUUUGUUGGAUUUUUCAUUUCAUGUCUUUUCAGUUUGCUGUAUUAAUUUAUUGUCAGAACUUUAUAUUUAAUGUUAUUAUCUAUUUUGAAUUUCAA
Dioscorea cayenensis subsp. rotundata (Guinea yam) is the source of this 3078-nucleotide messenger RNA. RefSeq names its product homeobox-leucine zipper protein ROC3. Gene Ontology annotation, biological process: regulation of DNA-templated transcription. The coding region runs from base 84 to 2480 and encodes 798 amino acids. Gene Ontology annotation, molecular function: lipid binding; DNA-binding transcription factor activity, RNA polymerase II-specific; DNA binding. The record is from RefSeq and is a predicted model, not a curated record. Lineage: Eukaryota; Viridiplantae; Streptophyta; Magnoliopsida; Dioscoreales; Dioscoreaceae. The transcript is spliced from 12 exons.